AAUAGAAAACGUUGUUGUUAAAUCUGAGGAAGAUUCAGUACCGGUAAAGAAAGAAGAAUUAACUUACGAUGAAAAGCUUCAAUUUCUGAAAAACAUAAGAAUUUUGUAAGAAAAGGCUUAAAAGAUGUUCAAACACAUUUACGUAAAGGUGAAACUGGUAUUGUAGUUUUUGCCGGAGAUGUAACACCAAUUGAGAUUAUGUGUCAUUUACCGGCUGUUUGUGAAGAAAAAAAUAUUCCGUAUUGUUACACACCAAGUAGAGCAGAUUUAGGAGCCGCUUUAGGAGUUAAACGAGGCAGUUUGAUGGUGUUAAUUAAAGAACACGCUGAUUAUUUGGAUAGUUAUAAUGAAGUUAAAGAAGAAGUUUCAACACUGCCUAUCGCUUUAUAGAAAUUAAGUUAUAAUUAUUAACGCACUUUUUUUUUUAAAUAAAAUACUACCUACUAGUAUUUUUUGAUUUCUGCAAACUGUUUAUGUAAAAUCAAAAAAAAUCUUUAUAUAGGCUCAAAAAUUAUCGGGCUUUCUAUUCAAACCACUCAUUUUUUAAUUACUUCCUUAGAAGCAUUAAUUAAACCAACCUUAAUUAACACCCUGAUUUCCUUUUAAAGCGACAAAACGAUUUCAGUAAUUACCCCGUGCCAUGGACACCAAAAAUUGAUUAUAAAAACUCAUUUCAUUUCCUGUAUCAAAUUAUUUUUUAAGAAAAUAUCAACAAUGAAGGGUUUUACGGCGAUUUUAAUCUUAUUUGGUUACGUUACUUAUUGUUUAACAGCAAACAGUGUAAGUUUAAUUAAUUUGCAAAUUUUGUUUUAUUUUAUUUCUUUUAUUGGAAAGUUAACAGAGGAACAAGUUAUACAAGCCGGGAAAUUGAUGAGGAAAUCUUGCAAAUCAAAAACUAAAUCGGAGGAUGCUGAAUUAGAUCAAAUUAAAAGUGGCAAUUUUAAAGGAAUUACUAAAAAAGGAAAGUGUUAUGUGGCUUGCAUUCUGCAAAUGACUCGCUUAGUAAGUCCUGAUGGUCAUUUAGAUUAUAAUAUAGCGAAAUCACGAGUACCAACCUUACCAGAACCAAGAAGGGCACCAACUCUUCAUGCUUUAGAAGUUUGUAAAGAUGAAGGUCUCGAAUUAACUGAUAAAUGUGAAAUAGCUUUUAUCUUAGCACAAUGUUUCUACAACGAUACUCCAGAGUAUUACUUAGUUCCGUAAUAAAGAAAAAUCUACAAUAUUUUCUUAAAAAUCUUUAUUAGAAUAGCAAAUUAUUGCACAAUUAUAUUAUGAUUGUUGAAUAGAUAAAUGUAUAUGAAAAUCCAUUUAAUUACUUCACCCAAAAAGUUGUCUUUUUAUCCUUUCCAAUCAGAUCUUUUGUUAAAAAAAUUAACAUUCGUAUCGAC
Molecule: messenger RNA, 1388 nt
Organism: Onthophagus taurus
Lineage: Eukaryota; Metazoa; Arthropoda; Insecta; Coleoptera; Scarabaeidae
Product: general odorant-binding protein 72
Molecular function (GO): odorant binding
Source: RefSeq, a predicted model, not a curated record